UGCGAACACGAGCACGCCCGGGGUGGCCUAAAUAAGCUCCCAUAACCGUAUCUACCAAGCAUCUGCAUCUUCCCAAAGCUCUGGGUUUUCUUCGGCUGUAACCGCAAGUUUGUUUACUUUAACCUCAACUUCGUGAGGCUCAACAAGUCUGCACACAUGGAGAUCCCAGGCCACCCACAGUGUUGGAUAUGGAACUGUCAAGUUGGCCCCUUUUCCAGCCCUUACCUUACCAGCGCCUCUUGCCGUAACUCGAAACAAUCAUUCGACGACGACGGAAAACUCGGAAAUUAUCUACACAUACCGCAUACGUAUACCAUAGUCACCGCCUCACAGCUCAUUUCUGGAGGCCUCUGGCGAUACACAGGUCUGCCGAAGGUCUGCGAUGUUGCCGGUAUGGUCCCGUCGCAUGUCCGCAGGAUUUGCUCCGACAUACAAACUGUCCGGAGCCCGCGCCCCCCGUCCUGCGAAUAAGAAGUACGGAGCACGGCACAGUAUCUUGGGAUCACAUGCUUUUGAAGUUUUGAAAGAUCCCGGCUGCGGGCUGAUUUAUUGUGCGAAUUGUGGCUCAUAAUGAAACCAUGUACAUCAAAUGGCUCACCAGGGGUAUCGACGCCCAAAUUCCUCGGUGUUUUAAGAUGGUGCUGAGGUCAUAGACGAGGUGGGUUCGGUAUCAUGGCACCGCGGUACUCCGUAAAGAUGCCAAGGGCCACGGUGAGCCCUCUGCCGGUGGGCACGUGAGCAGUGCGGUGAACGGUGAGGGCGAACGGCAAUCUGGGGUUCAAACGACAGGGGUCUUUUGCCGGCCGGUGGCCACUCCCCACUAAAUUUUCAUGUCGCCCGCCCACUCGAAUUGGAGACAUUUGCAAUCGUCCCCUCCGAUCCCGCAAUCCACUCUCCAUUCGUCUUGAUAUCGCUGUGUGUUUUUUGGAAUUGGCGAGAUUGUUGCUCUCUCAAGACAAUCAUGUUUGCGCCUGUGAGAAGAAGUCUAGCUCUGGCUGCAAGCCGGGGUGGCCGCCAGGUCCUCCUGUCAGCGAGGAGUCAGCGACCAUUGUCGAUUCCUCGAGUGCGCACCGCCGCCUAUUCCACAACACCACGCCUUCGUCAAGAAGCCUUCCACUCCCAGCUCGAGAACGCUGCCCCUCUUCCCUCCGCCAAGUCUGCCACCCAAACACCACAAACAUUGACCGAGAAGAUCGUCCAGAGAUACUCGGUGGGCCUUGCGCCAGGCAAGACGGUCAAGUCUGGCGACUAUGUGACCCUCGCACCACACCACUGCAUGACGCACGACAACUCAUGGCCAGUCGCCAUGAAGUUCAUGUCCAUCGGCGCCUCCAAGAUUCAUGACAACAGGCAGGUCGUUAUGACGCUGGACCACGACGUCCAGAACAAGAGCGAGGCCAACUUGAAAAAGUAUCGUCAGAUCGAGGAGUUUGCUGGCAAGCACGGCGUUGACUUUUAUCCUGCUGGUCGGGGUAUUGGUCACCAGAUCAUGGUGGAGGAGGGCUAUGCGUGGCCAGGAACCGUCACUGUUGCCUCGGACUCCCACAGCAACAUGUAUGGUGGUGUGGGCUGCCUGGGUACACCCAUGGUGCGCACCGAUGCUGCCAGCAUCUGGGCUACAGGGCGAACCUGGUGGCAGAUUCCCCCAAUUGCCAAGGUUACCCUCACUGGCAUUCUCCCACCUGGAGUAACUGGCAAGGAUGUGAUCGUCGCUCUUUGCGGUCUGUUCAACAAUGACGACGUUCUCAACCACGCCAUCGAGUUUACCGGCUCUGAGGAGACCAUGCGUAGCCUUUCCAUCGAUGACCGUCUGGCUAUCGCCAACAUGACCACCGAGUGGGGUGCUCUCAGUGGACUGUUCCCUAUCGACUCUGUCUUGCAGCAAUGGCUCAGAGCCAAGGCGACGACGGCGGCCAUGUUCAACCCCGAGGCCGCCAAGGGCAAGUUCACACACGAAAAGAUUGACGAUUUGAUCAACAACCAGCUCAGAGCCGACCCUGGUGCCACCUAUGCCAAGUCACUCUAUCUCAACCUGUCUACUCUCUCGCCAUUUGUUGCUGGCCCCAACUCCGUCAAGGUUGCUACCCCACUUAAGGACCUCGAGGCCCAGGAUAUCAAGCUGAACAAGGCCUACCUCGUUUCUUGCACCAACUCCCGUGCCUCUGAUAUCGCCGCCGCCGCUAAUGUCUUCAGGGAAGUCGCCAAGGACGGCGUUAUUCCCAAGGUUGCUGAGGGUGUCAAGUUCUACAUUGCUGCUGCUUCUACGCUGGAGCAAGCGGCUGCUGAGGAGGCGGGUGACUGGCAGGUGCUCCUUGCCGCUGGUGCCGAGCCCCUCCCCUCUGGCUGUGGCCCUUGUAUUGGUCUCGGAACUGGUCUGCUCGAGCCCGGUGAGGUCGGUAUCAGCGCCAGCAACCGCAACUUCAAGGGCAGAAUGGGUUCCACCGAUGCCAAGGCCUAUCUUGCCAGCCCCGAAGUCGUUGCUGCCAGCGCCCUCAAGGGCAAGAUUGCUGGUCCAGGCUGGUACCAGAAGCCAGAGGGUGUCGAGAAGGUCAUCAUUGGCGAGGGUAACGGAGAUGUGGUGCAGGACAAGGCCAUAAGCAUUGAGGAGGCUCUCGACAAGCUGAUCGCUCAGGCCGACAGCAUGAUUGCCAGUGCUGAGAAGGAGUUCUCUGGUGACGAGGCUGCUGCUGCUGAGUCCGCUGCCGAGGACGAGACCCUCACCGAGAUCCUCCCUGGCUUCCCUGAGAAGAUCGAGGGCGAGAUUGUCUUUUGCGACGCCGACAACAUCAACACUGAUGGUAUCUACCCCGGCAAGUACACCUAUCAAGACAACGUCACCACCGAAAAGAUGGCCGAGGUCUGCAUGGAGAACUACGACAAGGAGUUUGGCCAGGUGGCCAAGGAGGGUGAUAUCCUUGUUUCUGGUUUCAACUUUGGUUGUGGUAGCUCGCGUGAGCAGGCUGCUACUGCUAUCCUGGCCAAGAAGAUUCCACUUGUGGUUUCAGGCAGCUUUGGUAACAUUUUUAGCAGGAACAGCAUCAACAAUGCGCUGAUGGGCGUUGAGGUACCAAGGCUGGUGCAGAGGUUGAGGGAGACUUUCAAGGCUGAUGGUGAGGGUAACAAGGUGCUUACCCGGAGGACGGGCUGGAAGUUGGUGUGGGAUGUGAGGAGGAGCAAGGUCACUGUCACCGAGGGUGAGGGUGGCCAGCAGUGGAGCCAGAAGGUGGGUGAGCUCCCGCCAAAUGUGCAGGAGAUCAUUGCGAGGGGAGGGUUGGAGAAGUGGGUUAAGAGCCAGAUUGAGGCUUGAGAUACCUGGUCUUGUAAAGAAGACUGGGUUUGGUUUUUGGUUGUAUAUAGCAUGCAUGUAUGGCCCUCUUCUUUGCAGGUGAUACCAUUGUUUCUGCGUUGGAGGGUGGGCUUUUGGAGGAUUUGUCUUUUGCUUGGUUACACAAAAUUUAUGGUAGAUAAAAAUUGGGGGUUCAUGAGCAGACAGACAAUGGAAUGGAAAACUGAGAUUUUUGAUGAACAA
Podospora pseudocomata is the source of this 3529-nucleotide messenger RNA. RefSeq names its product mitochondrial Homoaconitase (gene LYS4). The record is from RefSeq and is a predicted model, not a curated record. Gene Ontology annotation, molecular function: 4 iron, 4 sulfur cluster binding; homoaconitate hydratase activity. The coding region runs from base 962 to 3307 and encodes 781 amino acids. NCBI's taxonomy places the organism in Eukaryota, Fungi, Ascomycota, Sordariomycetes, Sordariales, Podosporaceae. Gene Ontology annotation, biological process: L-lysine biosynthetic process. The transcript is spliced from 2 exons.